This is a messenger RNA of Indicator indicator, 1001 nucleotides long. It is a transcript of the gene SDC1, whose product is annotated as syndecan 1. The transcript is spliced from 5 exons. Gene Ontology annotation, cellular component: cell surface; membrane. Gene Ontology annotation, biological process: cell migration. The record is from RefSeq and is a predicted model, not a curated record. NCBI's taxonomy places the organism in Eukaryota, Metazoa, Chordata, Aves, Piciformes, Indicatoridae. The coding region runs from base 1 to 993 and encodes 330 amino acids.
AUGCUAGUGGAAAAGUUGCUGCACUAUGAAGCCUUACCUCAAGGAACCCUUAGAAGACUUCAUGCAAGCAAUGUGAUAGCUUUAAUCUCAUCACUGACGUACCUUUUCUCCUUCUCUUUAAAGCAAACUACAAAUCUGAACCUUCCUCCUGAAGAUCUUGAUUCUUCUGGUGAUGAUGAGGAUGCAUUCUCUGGUUCAGGUGCAGGUCCCCUGACUGACCACUCUCACACCUGGAGAAUCUCAGGAGAACCAACUAAUUCCUCACUAGUGGCAAUACCAACAGAUUUUGAUGAACAACCAUUUCCUGGGACUGAGGGCCGAACUGAAAAGGAAGCAGUAUCUCCUUUUGCAACUAGUUAUGUAGUGACAGAGGAGCCAGUUGUGGCUGUGAAGGAUGAAGGAACUGUCCUGGGUUCGCCCGAUGAAAAACCAAGCGAUGUGGUUACAACAACAGUGAGAAGCCCCACUACUCACUUCCCUUCAGUGGUUCAUGUAGAUCCUUCAGAAGCCUCAGGCACAGUCCAUAAUCUCGAACCUAAAAUCCCAAGCUCUGAUAUGCCAGACACUAAAGAUGUGCCUGAGCCCCACCCUACCAUCCAUCAUGAGGGAGACGUCGCUGCCAUCCUCACGACAGCAGCUCCGAAGGAUGUUGUUCCUACGCACGCAGAGGUUUCUGAAGAUGGUUCUGGAGACCCGGGAGACUUCAUCUUGACUAAAGAUGAGGAUUUGGUCCCCACCCAGAACUCAGAAGUAUUACCUGACUCUGGGAGGAAUGCCAAAGCAGCAGGAGCCUCGGGAAUUAUGGACAGAAAAGAAGUUCUUGGAGGUGUUAUUGCUGGAGGACUGGUAGGCUUGGUGUUUGCAGUGUUUCUAGUUGCAUUUAUGCUGUAUAGAAUGAAGAAAAAAGAUGAAGGCAGCUAUUCACUGGAUGAACCAAAACAGUCUAAUGGAGGAUACCAAAAACCACACAAACAAGAAGAAUUCUAUGCAUAAACAUUUAU